Vicia faba (fava bean) is the source of this 822-nucleotide messenger RNA. The record is from the annotation of a GenBank genome assembly. NCBI's taxonomy places the organism in Eukaryota, Viridiplantae, Streptophyta, Magnoliopsida, Fabales, Fabaceae.
AUGGCAACCUGUGAGAGCCUGCAACACAUCUUUGAUAACAUAUUGCCAGAAAAUCCAACACUGCUUGAAUCCCUUUCAUGGAACAAAAUUAAACCAGUAAAAUCCUUAGAGUCCUCUUCCUCUACUUGUACUGAGAUAUUUGGUGAACUCCAUUUUAAGGAAUCGUCACCACCUUCAUCAACAACAGAGAUAAACAACACAAAGCUAAACCAGAACAAAGACUCUGAGUCUUGUGAUACUAGUCAAACACCAUCUUCACCUUCUUUUUUAAUUCCUCAGAUAACAAGCCCUGCCAAGAGCAAGGACAAAAGCAGUGGCAGCUUUUCAUGGUUGAGUUCUGAAAGCAUGCAUCUUUGUACGGAAGGUCUUGGUUUCGAGAGCUCAGAUGAUGUUGAGGACUCAAAGAGUGGAAUAAAUGAAUAUAGGCAAAUCGAUCAAAAUGAGAAACAUGUCGAACAUCGUUUAUCUUCAAGAGAUCAUUCUUAUGGAGAAUGUAGGAGGUCAAGGGUUAGUGAAUACCCUCCUCCCAUUUCAAGCAUAGGGAGAACAGGGAAGCCUGGGGUUUAUUUCAGGUCUUAUAGGGAUAAUGGAAGAUUUGUCCUCGAAGAGGUAAGGAUACCGACACAAGAGUUCCUUCGUGCUUAUAGAGAGGAUGGAAGGCUCAAGCUGCAGUUUGUUCAUCCUCCGGAAGACGAGUUUAUGGAAGAGGAAGGAGAAGAAGAGGAUGAUACAGGAAGCACAGAUGAUGAAAGACAAGAUAUUGGAAAAGAAGUUGAUGAUUGUGUAACACAUCAUUCAAGUGAAGAAAAUGAGAUUGCUUGA